UAUUACGUUCCGGAUAUGGCUGCCAUCCGCAAGAAGUUGGUGAUUGUCGGUGAUGGAGCAUGCGGCAAGACGUGUUUGUUGAUCGUGUUCAGCAAAGAUCAAUUCCCUGACGUUUAUGUGCCAACCGUUUUUGAGAAUUACGUUGCCGAUAUCGAAGUUGAUGGAAAACAGGUAGAAUUGGCUCUAUGGGACACAGCAGGCCAAGAGGACUAUGAUCGCUUACGUCCUCUCAGCUAUCCGGACACGGAUGUUAUUCUGAUGUGCUUCAGCAUCGAUUCUCCGGAUUCUCUCGAGAAUAUCCCAGAAAAAUGGACACCUGAGGUACGACAUUUCUGUCCGAAUGUGCCCAUAAUAUUGGUAGGAAAUAAGAAAGAUCUCAGAAACGAUCCGCAAACGAUUAGAGAUUUGGCCAAAAUGAAGCAAGAGCCAGUACGAUCGGAACAGGGUAGGGCUAUCGCUGAGCAAAUAAAUGCAUUCGCGUAUCUGGAGUGCUCUGCGAAAACCAAAGACGGUAUCCGAGAAGUAUUCGAAAAGGCCACACAGGCUGCAUUGCAGCAGAAGAAGAAGAAGAAGGGUAAAUGUGAUCUUCUUUAG
Messenger RNA from Anisakis simplex (herring worm), 594 nucleotides. NCBI's taxonomy places the organism in Eukaryota, Metazoa, Nematoda, Chromadorea, Rhabditida, Anisakidae. The record is from the annotation of a GenBank genome assembly.